AUGCUUGAUCUGCGUCAAACCUACCUUGGCUCCCCAUUUUCCAGUCUUCAUCAUCUUGUGCUCCCCCAAGAAACUCUUCUCUUAUAUCCAUCCGCCGACGCUGUGGUCAUUCUCAAUGCUCGGAAUUUGGCGCUUCUACGUGUCCUGGCCUUUUGGGAAGUUUUUCCCGGGUCAACUUAUGCGUCUGAGAAUAUAUCGUGUAUCUCUGUGGAUUCCGGUAUGAAACUGAUAGUUGCAGCCAUGAACCAUAGAAUCGCGACCUGGUCCUUGUCUGGUGUACAGAAUGUACAGAAUGAUACAUGGCGGAUUCAUUCAUCUCUAGUAAUUCCUCGGAAGUAUACGAUCACGACCUUGGAUAGCAAAUCUGGGCUUCUCGCCGUUGGUACAAAUCGCGGAUUGUCUGUAUAUACUCUCAUACUCGAGGACAAUCUUCCAACUUGGUUUCUGAAAUGGACUGUCUCAUCAAAAACCCCUCCGUUACUGGUUCGCUUUGCUCCUUCACUGAUGUAUAUUGCAACCACGAACAAAAUAGACAAUGCUGUUUGCCUCUAUUCCACGACUACAGGGCGACAAAUACAGCUGAUACCCCACCCGAGGCCUGUCGUCAAUCUUUCUUGGCGUCACUCGCAAGCAUCUACACCUGACAUGCGAUUCUCCAGUGAUGAUUUAAUAUUGUAUACUAUCACUUCCGACUCCACCCUUCGGAUAUAUUUUCCAGUGUUAGACUCCCCUCAAUACGUUCAACUACACGCUGCCAUAGAUCUCUACUCUUCAAUAUCGCCUUCUCUUGCGACUGCUUCUGUUAAGACAUCUUCGGCUGUAUUCUGGCUCGAUCGACAAGUAAUCAGUCAGACUCUAGAAAAGUUAUUGAAUCAGGAUCCGGAUCUUGAUGACGUGAAAACUAGAACGCUUCGAGAUAUCCAAGAGGAAGGAUGGGAUCUCUUUCUACGUGUGAUUGAAGAUGGGUGCCUUGUCCUGACUGCUGUCGCGAACAUUGAUCGAAGACCGCCUACUCUCCUCAAACAUUUCACCAUACAACAAUCCUCGCGGUCUCCAUUACCAAGAAUUCCAUCACAUCUUUACGCUUUGCCCAACCCAUCUCAGCCUACCGCAAGUCUUGUGUCCACAUCACCUCUAUGCUCAUUCGAGCUGGACCUCAUGAAUUUCUUCGAUGAUCAGCCUACUGGCCUCAGGCUUACGGCAAAAUUUCUGGAUAGGAUUUCAGCUGAGGAGUCCGAAAUUUCUCGCUUUGUGAGAACACCCGAAGGACAAGGAUUAGGUGUUAUACGUAAAGGAGGAGGCGGAGAAACCUGGAGUCAUGGACCUGAUGAAGCGAUGCUCACAAGGUCCGCUUCAUGGAGUGCUGCAGAUCGAGUAGUAGUUCUUGACCAUGGUACCUCGGAAUCCACCCUUACACUACAUACGUCACCUCCUACCUCUGUCUCUGUUCCUCAUCUUACCUCGUUGUUCACGACGCCCUCCAAUAACAGUCACGACUCGAUACUUGGUAUCACGGACGACCUUGCGAUCAUCCACCUAACUGUGAACACAGAGGUUGAAGAUGGACAUAGUCCAUCUGUGACGUUAUCACUCCACUCCCACAACCACCUUCCUCUUGACGUUCACCCAUGCUUGAUUUUACCUGUUGAUCCGAUGGCGUGGGGUAUGAAAAACGAAUGGGUAGAACACGAUGCUCUCUUGAGCAUAUCUGAAGAAGGCGAGCUAGCAUUCUGGAUACCCGAAGACCGUCAGGUAAUCAACGGUUUAUCGACAUUGAAUAGCGGUCAUUCUGGCUGGAGAUGUACCGGGAAGGUAAAAACUGGGCGAAGACCAAUACGGAAGGCAAGAUGUAGCUCUGCAAAGAAAACCGCCCUCGUCACACCUUGCCCUAGUGGUGAAGAACUCACGAUUUGGGACUCCAAGGAGUCUGAAUUCGCCUCAGGACUAGAGUUCUCUCGUACGUAUAGUCAGUCCAUAAACGACCUUGAUUGGACAUCUACCCCAGAUAUGCAGUCAAUUCUUGCGGUAGGCUUUUUGCACCACGUCGAACUACUGUGCCAGCAACGCAUGACUUAUUUCGAUGAAGGCCCUAGUUGGUCAAUAUGUUGGAAAAUAAACAUUGGGAGUCUUACGCCAUACCCAAUCAAUGACUCCAUCUGGCUGGCAAAUAGUUCGCUAUUGAUAGGUGCGGGCCAUCAAAUGUUACUUUAUGGACCGCCAAAAUCGUCAGAGAAAAAGGCCGAGAGUCUGUUCGAGUAUGUCGCACGACAAAAUGGUCCUCUUCCAGACUAUCAUCCACAAAUGUUGUUGCAGUGUCUUCUGUGGGAAAAGAUCGAGUUAGUCAAGGAAAUCAUCGUCAAUCUCGCGAAAGAUAUUCAAUCCCCAGAAUCAUGGACGUCAGUGCCUGUUGAGCGAUUCUUUAGCAAAGAUCAAUCAAAGAUAGCACAUAAGAAGCGGUAUACUAUGCUCUUUGACGGUCCUCAAGAAGAUGACGAAGAGGAUGGUUUUUGUCGUCCGCUUGUCAGCGAACUCAUCGAACGCCUCGAAUUCCGACCACUGCCACACCUGACCCCGAACGAGAGUGCAAGUUUGAUUGUUCUGAUACAGACAACAUUGGAGAUUGAUGAGCAAAGGCGCUCCCUUGACUCGAAUGGUCUGCGUUACUUGAUCUCGAUGCGGUCGUUCUACAUUGUUAAUCGUCGCGCUUCAACGCCUGCUAGCCCCCGAUCCUCCGGGGCUAUCCCGCGGAACACCGGUCGGAGGGAACGAUUGCGAUAUCGAGAUAUGAUCUGGGCGUUCCAUAGUGAAAGCCAGGAACUACUACUGGGAGCUUCGUCUGCUGCGUGCAAUGGGAAACUAUGCUGGUCUGAUGCUAGAGCAUUGGGAAUCUCGAUCUGGCUGAACUCGAUCGAAUCCAUGAAAUCCCAGAUGGAAGUCAUCGCAAGAAAUGAGUAUAUGGCUGGAGAUGUACGAGAUCCCACUGUUUGUUCGCUGUUCUACUUCGCUUUGGGGAAGACGAAGCUUGUGCACGGACUUUGGAGACAAGCGGCUUGGCAUAAAGAACAAAGUGUUAUGUUAAAAUUCUUAUCAAACGACUUUACCCAGCCUCGUUGGCGAACGGCUGCUCUCAAAAACGCUUUCGCGCUUUUGAGUAAGCAACGGUUUGAAUACGCUGCAGCAUUUUUCCUCCUGGGUGGCUCGCUGAAGGACGCCGUGAACGUCUGCAUAAAACAGCUCCACGAUUUUCAACUCGCGAUUGCGAUUGCUCGUGUUGUGGAACAAAGUAAUGAGGGCCCGGUUCUUUGCAGCAUUUUGAACAAUACAGUCCUUCCUACUGCGUUCAGAGAAGGUAAUCGGUGGUUGGCAAGUUGGGCGUUUUGGUUGCUUCAUCGACGAGAUCUAGGCGUUCGAAUACUUGUGACUCCCCUGCAAGAUCUUGCAAGUAUCCUUGAUAUAUCCGUCAAGGAUAUCGGAGAGCCUCAUUAUGACGAUCCCAGUCUAGCAUUGUUAUUCUCACAGUUGAGAUCGAAAACACUCCAGGCUGCAAAAGGCAACAGCGAAAUUUCGGGACGUUUAGAGUUCAAUUUCGUGUUACAGAUUGCUCGUGUUUUCUGUCGAAUGGGUUGCCAUAUCCUCGCUCUCGACCUCGUUCAAUCGUGGUCUUUUGAUAGACCAACGGCAUUACCUCGUCCCUCGCCACGGAAUGGUGAUCGGAACUCUUCGUCAUCGCCCAAUUACAAUGGUGUUGCUACCACACAUCGGUCCACUUAUUCGUUGGCGCCUUCAUUGCGCCGUCAGUCCUCGAUAAUGAUCGAUAUGGACAUUCCCUCGAUACCUCCAACCCGUGCUGUCUCACCCGAAGGCAAAUCACGGAGUUUGAAGACAUCUUCGAUUCAGGAAGAGCAUGCACCAGACGAAGGUGAUCUGGUUGCUAAAAAAGCAGGAUUGGGCAGUUUGAUGAAGUCAGCUAAACAAGUUGCCCAAGUUCCCGAUUUCGAUAUGGGUGCUUUUAAUUUUUGAUUGCCAUAGAAGGGUUUCGCAGCUAUGUCAUGCUCCUGUGCAUGUCACUAUGUACAUACAUACAUGUUAGAAAAUUACGACUUUAUUGACGGGAGCUGGCAAUUUUCCGAAAGGCUGAAUGAUAGUACCAGACUGAGCAGCGACUUUCACUCCCAUUGAUCGUUGGAGCUUCUCCGUGUGUUUAUCAAGACGAUCCAAUUGCUGCCUUGUUCGUCCGAUAGUAUGGAAAUCAUCUUCGUCCGCUCC
Messenger RNA from Lentinula edodes (shiitake mushroom), 4266 nucleotides. Its product is annotated as RAVE protein 1 C terminal-domain-containing protein. Bases 1 to 4020 code for a protein of 1339 amino acids. Gene Ontology annotation, biological process: vacuolar acidification. The transcript has 20 exons. Gene Ontology annotation, molecular function: protein binding. Lineage: Eukaryota; Fungi; Basidiomycota; Agaricomycetes; Agaricales; Omphalotaceae. The record is from RefSeq and is a predicted model, not a curated record. Gene Ontology annotation, cellular component: RAVE complex.